Molecule: messenger RNA, 2082 nt
Organism: Trachymyrmex cornetzi
Lineage: Eukaryota; Metazoa; Arthropoda; Insecta; Hymenoptera; Formicidae
Gene: Prps
Product: phosphoribosyl pyrophosphate synthetase
Exons: 7
Coding region: 22-1197 (391 amino acids)
Biological process (GO): 5-phosphoribose 1-diphosphate biosynthetic process; ribonucleoside monophosphate biosynthetic process; purine nucleotide biosynthetic process
Cellular component (GO): ribose phosphate diphosphokinase complex; cytoplasm
Molecular function (GO): ATP binding; magnesium ion binding; ribose phosphate diphosphokinase activity
Source: RefSeq, a predicted model, not a curated record
UGCGAGCGAGGGAAUGCAGAAAUGAGCAAUCUGAAAAAGUGCAAAGCCUCCCAGUGCGGCCGAGAUCCCGGACCUGCACACGCGCAUCGUGUGAUGCCUGUGUCGCAGCCAGUACGUGCCAAGAGUUUGUUACGCGCAAACUUGGAAAACUCACGCGCGCGAGUCUUACAGAGCAGAAUGCCCAACAUCAAGGUCUUCAGCGGGACCUCGCAUCCGGAUCUCGCCCAGCGGAUCGUCGACCGCCUCGGCAUCGACAUCGGCAAGGUUGUCACCAAGAAAUUCAGCAACCUCGAGACAUGCGUGGAGAUAGGAGAAUCCGUCCGUGGAGAAGAUGUCUACAUCGUGCAAAGUGGAAGCGGCGAGGUGAACGAUAAUCUUAUGGAACUUCUCAUCAUGAUCAACGCUUGUAAAAUUGCUUCUGCAUCCCGAGUAACAGCGGUGAUACCUUGUUUUCCUUAUGCGAGGCAGGACAAAAAAGACAAGGGCGGUGAUGGUGGAGACUCUAAAAAUCAGAUUGUCAUGAAGUCGAACGAGUGGAAAUUCAGGAGCCGUGCGCCAAUCUCCGCAAAAUUAGUAGCAAAUAUGCUUUCUGUGGCGGGUGCUGAUCACAUUAUCACAAUGGACUUGCAUGCUAGUCAAAUACAAGGAUUUUUCGACAUCCCAGUAGACAACUUAUUCGCCGAACCUGCUGUUCUCAAAUGGAUUAAAGAGAAUAUCGUUGAAUGGCGAAAUAGUAUCAUUGUCUCCCCUGACGCUGGUGGUGCCAAAAGAGUCACAUCUAUCGCAGACCGAUUAAAUGUCGAAUUUGCGCUCAUACAUAAAGAAAGGAAGAAAGCGAAUGAAGUCGCCAGUAUGGUAUUGGUUGGUGAUGUUAAAGACAGAGUUGCUAUUCUUGUAGACGAUAUGGCUGACACUUGUGGUACCAUCUGUCACGCAGCAGAAAAGCUGUUGGAAGCUGGUGCCACGAAAGUUUAUGCGAUACUUACACAUGGCAUCUUCAGUGGGCCAGCAAUUAGUAGAAUUAACAAUGCUUGCUUCGAGGCUGUGGUAGUGACUAAUACUAUCCCUCAAGAUGGUCACAUGAAAGAUUGCCCAAAGAUUCAGUGUAUUGAUGUCUCGAUGAUGUUUGCCGAAGCAGUGAGGCGGACACAUAAUGGUGAAUCUGUAUCGUACCUGUUUUCAAACGUACCAUAUUAGAUGCAAAUCUUCCGUAAUUUACUUUAAACUAUGUAAGAAGAGCAUAUUCUUUUUACAUUUGUUUAUUGUUAUUGUUAGUUAAAAACUACUUCGUUUACCUGCUAGUUAGGUUUAUAUUCUGUGUGUCCUAUAAUUCCAAAUUAAAAUGAUACUAUUUUUUCAUAAAUCUCUAAUAGCAAAUACACGAUUAAUCGAUAUAAAAAGCACGAACUUUUAGAAGAUUAAAGAUUUAGAUGUGUGUAAGAUGUUUUUUUUAACUUAAUAGUUCUUCGAAUUUUUCCAAACAGUAAAAGAGAUGUAUAAUACUUAAGAAUUUUGUUGCAAUCAAAGAAAGUUGCAAUUUGGGCUCAACUUAUGACAUUAUUCUUUUUAUCAGUCUCAAUUUAACACAAAAUGAUAGACAGAUCAAUCUGUUGUAAUAACUAUUAGUAAUUUUUAAUGGAUUGAAAUAUUUGUAAACUAUGAUUAAAAUGUGUCUUUAAUGCACAUAAUAGUCAUGUAAUAAUUUGCUAGGGAAAAUAUCAAAUGAACUAACUUUAGAUCUGCAAUAUAUAUAUAUAAAUUUUUCAUACAUUAUGUAAAAGAUAGCUUAAAUUUUCGUAGUUUAGUUAAAAUGUGUCCAACGCGUUGCGAUCAUGAUGUACACGAUAGGAAAAUGGCACUGAUAGUGUUUGUAAUGCAAGCAUAACAAUUUAGGAUAAUAAUUUAUUAAAAUCAAGAUAAUUUACAACGUUCGAUAAAGAUACGAACUCUGAUUUGAUUCUUUAAAAUAGCCUUCGAUCAAUUAUGCGAAUUUAGCUUGACACGGCUAUGGUGACGAUUGCAAAUUUUUUCUUAAUAGUGCCAUUUGUUAUUCGAGUGGAUAUUACAAUAAAUGUAUAAAAA